Molecule: messenger RNA, 757 nt
Organism: Effrenium voratum
Lineage: Eukaryota; Dinophyceae; Suessiales; Symbiodiniaceae
Source: the annotation of a GenBank genome assembly
ACUCAACACAAAUCACACAUCCAGCGCCUGUCGCCUCAUGGUCCGCAUCUUCCUGCUGCGCCAAGAUCCGCCGCUGACCCAUGCGGGGCUUUGGCAGGCGCGGCUGACGGCAGAGCGUCUCAAGGAGCUGGCGAUUGAGCGGCCGGCGGUGCUGACAUCCCCUGCCCUCCGCUGCGUGCAAACUGCCCGCGUGCUUUGCCGGGCUCUGCAGGCGUUGCUCAUUGUGGAGCCCAAGCUGAGCGACUGGACUGAGGUAUCGGAGGAGACCUGGGAGAUGGCGCAGGUGCGCUAUGAGGCCACACUGGCAGGCCUUUCCAUCGACGCGGACGCGAUCGUGUUGUGCACGCACCAGGCUGCGCUGGAGGCGUUGCGGCCGGCGCAGUGGACGCAGAACCUCUGCGCGCUGACGGAGUUGUCGUCACCGCUGCUGCACGACUGCUCGGCAUGGCGUGAUCGCUUCCUCUUCGUGGCGCUUCGCGACGGGAAAGCUGCGCGGCAGUUCCUCAUCCCCGAAACCCGGGGCGCUGCGAGGCUGUGCCCUUGCGAGGAGGGCGCGGACUUUGGAAGCGUCGUGGCAAUGGAGCUCGACGAGGCUGCGCUCACUUUGACCAAGUCCAAGCGCGAGCGACAUCUCAUGCUCUUCCUGCACGACGCGCAGGGCCAACUGCUACAUCUGGGCUCCGGGCUGGUCAUUUCGCGAGGACCGGAGAACCUGGUCCUGUCGAAGGACAUCGAGCGCAGCGUGAAGUGGCGCUGA